Molecule: messenger RNA, 1368 nt
Organism: Trichophyton rubrum CBS 118892
Lineage: Eukaryota; Fungi; Ascomycota; Eurotiomycetes; Onygenales; Arthrodermataceae
Exons: 1
Coding region: 908-1249 (113 amino acids)
Source: RefSeq, a predicted model, not a curated record
CCUUCAGAAUAAGAAGAGUCUGCGGUCCCAAAGUUCUUAGAAAGAUGCUGGAGAAUUGGCGAAAGGCGGUCAUCUUCGUCAAGCCGGGGUAAGGCACGACUGGUGAGCUAGAAGUUUUUGGUUAGCUUCCUAUAUGCAAUCAAAUCUUGUCGUGCAAACGUACUUCCAUAGCCUUUUCCAACCGGGAUGUGAAUUCCGCAAGAAUCAUGCUCAGUUGUUCACGCAAUGGUACAUAUGCCUUCCCUUUCUUCACAUAUAUACUUCGCCGUUCGAUCAAUUCAGGUACAGCCCCCCAGUCGACCUUGAACCAACUUUCGUCAUCGACCCAUCGAAGACUAGGAGUCGACGCCAGUAAAGCCUCGCCCAACUCGGCCUUUUCCUCGUCACUCACCGUCUCCCAGUCCAGGUGUAAACUGUCCACAAACUCGCGCCUUUCCCGUGCAUCAUCUUGCUGAAACCGGAAUUUAAACAGCAUAGACUCCAGGCGGACAAACCGUCGCCUCAAAUCAUCGGUUGAAGCGAACGCAAGCCGUAGUAUAAAAUGGGAAUAGUGGUCCUUCUGUCUCUCAGCUUGGAGUAUAUCGUCACUACUGCUGCCUAGAGAGGUAUUUGAGUUCAACGGGAGGAAUUUCUUGAGCAGAGGGGCGAUAUGAGCAGCUGUUUCCGCAGGGGUUUUAUUUCGAUAGGAGCAAGCCUCCAGUUCGGAUAGAACUAUAAGAUAAUCAGCAUCGCUCAGCUUCAACACCUAAAAGUGAAGAGCCUCAUACCUCUAAGACGAUCAAUUGCCCAUUGUUCAAACUGUUCCAGAGUGAUUUCCGCUGUUGGCGGCACCUCAUAGAAGUUCAGCCGGUGUGAAUAUCGAAGAUGUUUAUAGACGGGCGUUGCAAACUGCCGCUUUUUAUGGUCAAUGCCGGCCCGACGCUUCGUAUCAACUCGAUUCCUGUCGUAUUGCAUCAUGAUGAGCCUUGUAUCACUGUUGCUGGAGCUAUCGAAGAUGCUGUGGCCUUCUCGUCUCUCCCCGUCUCCGUCUCUGCUGCUUUGUCCCUUGCUUCACGCCGAAAAUCGCGUCGAGACGCGAAACCACUUCCAUAAACUUUAUAAUACUCACGUGAUAUUGAAAUCAUUACAUAAGCACAGCUACUUUCUAUCCCGAACUGUAGUUCUUCAAGGCUACAAGUACAGGCUCAAAGGGAGGAAGAGGCAGAGAGACUCUUCUUACAGAGCACUCGAACAGCGACAGAGCGCCUGAGCAGUACCUAGCCUAUCUUCUUGCAGCGAAAUAUGCGGCUGUCUCUCGACUAGUUUUCAUCGUCAUAUCUCAUGCUCCCCCUCAACCGAAGUCGCCCAGAUCGCAAUGGACUGACACGU